This is a messenger RNA of Homo sapiens (human), 11303 nucleotides long. RefSeq names its product cullin associated and neddylation dissociated 1 (gene CAND1). The record is from RefSeq and is marked reviewed. Gene Ontology annotation, molecular function: TBP-class protein binding. NCBI's taxonomy places the organism in Eukaryota, Metazoa, Chordata, Mammalia, Primates, Hominidae. Gene Ontology annotation, biological process: positive regulation of DNA-templated transcription; positive regulation of RNA polymerase II transcription preinitiation complex assembly; SCF complex assembly. Bases 560 to 4180 code for a protein of 1206 amino acids. Gene Ontology annotation, cellular component: nucleus; cytoplasm. The transcript is spliced from 16 exons.
CUUUUGCCCUAGGGAGCGAGUGCGGAGCGAGUGGGAGCGAGACGGCCCUGAGUGGAAGUGUCUGGCUCCCCGUAGAGGCCCUUCUGUACGCCCCGCCGCCCAUGAGCUCGUUCUCACGCGAACAGCGCCGUCGUUAGGCUGGCUCUGUAGCCUCGGCUUACCCCGGGACAGGCCCACGCCUCGCCAGGGAGGGGGCAGCCCGUCGAGGCGCCUCCCUAGUCAGCGUCGGCGUCGCGCUGCGACCCUGGAAGCGGGAGCCGCCGCGAGCGAGAGGAGGAGCUCCAGUGGCGGCGGCGGCGGCGGCAGCGGCAGCGGGCAGCAGCUCCAGCAGCGCCAGCAGGCGGGAUCGAGGCCGUCAACAUGGCGAGCGCCUCGUACCACAUUUCCAAUUUGCUGGAAAAAAUGACAUCCAGCGACAAGGACUUUAGAGAUAGGGUCUCGCUCUGUCACCCACGCUGGAGUGCAGUGGCACCACCUCAACUCACUGCAGCUUCAACCUCCUGGGCUCAAGCGAUUUUCUUCCCACCUCAGCCCCCAGAGUAGCUGGGACUACAGGUUUAUGGCUACAAAUGAUUUGAUGACGGAACUGCAGAAAGAUUCCAUCAAGUUGGAUGAUGAUAGUGAAAGGAAAGUAGUGAAAAUGAUUUUGAAGUUAUUGGAAGAUAAAAAUGGAGAGGUACAGAAUUUAGCUGUCAAAUGUCUUGGUCCUUUAGUGAGUAAAGUGAAAGAAUACCAAGUAGAGACAAUUGUAGAUACCCUCUGCACUAACAUGCUUUCUGAUAAAGAACAACUUCGAGACAUUUCAAGUAUUGGUCUUAAAACAGUAAUUGGAGAACUUCCUCCAGCUUCCAGUGGCUCUGCAUUAGCUGCUAAUGUAUGUAAAAAGAUUACUGGACGUCUUACAAGUGCAAUAGCAAAACAGGAAGAUGUCUCUGUUCAGCUAGAAGCCUUGGAUAUUAUGGCUGAUAUGUUGAGCAGGCAAGGAGGACUUCUUGUUAAUUUCCAUCCUUCAAUUCUGACCUGUCUACUUCCCCAGUUGACCAGCCCUAGACUUGCAGUGAGGAAAAGAACCAUUAUCGCUCUUGGCCAUCUGGUUAUGAGCUGUGGAAAUAUAGUUUUUGUAGAUCUUAUUGAACAUCUGUUGUCAGAGUUGUCCAAAAAUGAUUCUAUGUCAACAACAAGAACCUACAUACAAUGUAUUGCUGCUAUUAGUAGGCAAGCUGGUCAUAGAAUAGGUGAAUACCUUGAGAAGAUAAUUCCUUUGGUGGUAAAAUUUUGCAAUGUAGAUGAUGAUGAAUUAAGAGAGUACUGUAUUCAAGCCUUUGAAUCAUUUGUAAGAAGAUGUCCUAAGGAAGUAUAUCCUCAUGUUUCUACCAUUAUAAAUAUUUGUCUUAAAUAUCUUACCUAUGAUCCAAAUUAUAAUUACGAUGAUGAAGAUGAAGAUGAAAAUGCAAUGGAUGCUGAUGGUGGUGAUGAUGAUGAUCAAGGGAGUGAUGAUGAAUACAGUGAUGAUGAUGACAUGAGUUGGAAAGUGAGACGUGCAGCUGCGAAGUGCUUGGAUGCUGUAGUUAGCACAAGGCAUGAAAUGCUUCCAGAAUUCUACAAGACCGUCUCUCCUGCACUAAUAUCCAGAUUUAAAGAGCGUGAAGAGAAUGUAAAGGCAGAUGUUUUUCACGCAUACCUUUCUCUUUUGAAGCAAACUCGUCCUGUACAAAGUUGGCUAUGUGACCCUGAUGCAAUGGAGCAGGGAGAAACACCUUUAACAAUGCUUCAGAGUCAGGUUCCCAACAUUGUUAAAGCUCUUCACAAACAGAUGAAAGAAAAAAGUGUGAAGACCCGACAGUGUUGUUUUAACAUGUUAACUGAGCUGGUAAAUGUAUUACCUGGGGCCCUAACUCAACACAUUCCUGUACUUGUACCAGGAAUCAUUUUCUCACUGAAUGAUAAAUCAAGCUCAUCGAAUUUGAAGAUCGAUGCUUUGUCAUGUCUAUACGUAAUCCUCUGUAACCAUUCUCCUCAAGUCUUCCAUCCUCACGUUCAGGCUUUGGUUCCUCCAGUGGUGGCUUGUGUUGGAGACCCAUUUUACAAAAUUACAUCUGAAGCACUUCUUGUUACUCAACAGCUUGUCAAAGUAAUUCGUCCUUUAGAUCAGCCUUCCUCGUUUGAUGCAACUCCUUAUAUCAAAGAUCUAUUUACCUGUACCAUUAAGAGAUUAAAAGCAGCUGACAUUGAUCAGGAAGUCAAGGAAAGGGCUAUUUCCUGUAUGGGACAAAUUAUUUGCAACCUUGGAGACAAUUUGGGUUCUGACUUGCCUAAUACACUUCAGAUUUUCUUGGAGAGACUAAAGAAUGAAAUUACCAGGUUAACUACAGUAAAGGCAUUGACACUGAUUGCUGGGUCACCUUUGAAGAUAGAUUUGAGGCCUGUUCUGGGAGAAGGGGUUCCUAUCCUUGCUUCAUUUCUUAGAAAAAACCAGAGAGCUUUGAAACUGGGUACUCUUUCUGCCCUUGAUAUUCUAAUAAAAAACUAUAGUGACAGCUUGACAGCUGCCAUGAUUGAUGCAGUUCUAGAUGAGCUCCCACCUCUUAUCAGCGAAAGUGAUAUGCAUGUUUCACAAAUGGCCAUCAGUUUUCUUACCACUUUGGCAAAAGUAUAUCCCUCCUCCCUUUCAAAGAUAAGUGGAUCCAUUCUCAAUGAACUUAUUGGACUUGUGAGAUCACCCUUAUUGCAGGGGGGAGCUCUUAGUGCCAUGCUAGACUUUUUCCAAGCUCUGGUUGUCACUGGAACAAAUAAUUUAGGAUACAUGGAUUUGUUGCGCAUGCUGACUGGUCCAGUUUACUCUCAGAGCACAGCUCUUACUCAUAAGCAGUCUUAUUAUUCCAUUGCCAAAUGUGUAGCUGCCCUUACUCGAGCAUGCCCUAAAGAGGGACCAGCUGUAGUAGGUCAGUUUAUUCAAGAUGUCAAGAACUCAAGGUCUACAGAUUCCAUUCGUCUCUUAGCUCUACUUUCUCUUGGAGAAGUUGGGCAUCAUAUUGACUUAAGUGGACAGUUGGAACUAAAAUCUGUAAUACUAGAAGCUUUCUCAUCUCCUAGUGAAGAAGUCAAAUCAGCUGCAUCCUAUGCAUUAGGCAGCAUUAGUGUGGGCAACCUUCCUGAAUAUCUGCCGUUUGUCCUGCAAGAAAUAACUAGUCAACCCAAAAGGCAGUAUCUUUUACUUCAUUCCUUGAAGGAAAUUAUUAGCUCUGCAUCAGUGGUGGGCCUUAAACCAUAUGUUGAAAACAUCUGGGCCUUAUUACUAAAGCACUGUGAGUGUGCAGAGGAAGGAACCAGAAAUGUUGUUGCUGAAUGUCUAGGAAAACUCACUCUAAUUGAUCCAGAAACUCUCCUUCCACGGCUUAAGGGGUACUUGAUAUCAGGCUCAUCAUAUGCCCGAAGCUCAGUGGUUACGGCUGUGAAAUUUACAAUUUCUGACCAUCCACAACCUAUUGAUCCACUGUUAAAGAACUGCAUAGGUGAUUUCCUAAAAACUUUGGAAGACCCAGAUUUGAAUGUGAGAAGAGUAGCCUUGGUCACAUUUAAUUCAGCAGCACAUAACAAGCCAUCAUUAAUAAGGGAUCUAUUGGAUACUGUUCUUCCACAUCUUUACAAUGAAACAAAAGUUAGAAAGGAGCUUAUAAGAGAGGUAGAAAUGGGUCCAUUUAAACAUACGGUUGAUGAUGGUCUGGAUAUUAGAAAGGCAGCAUUUGAGUGUAUGUACACACUUCUAGACAGUUGUCUUGAUAGACUUGAUAUCUUUGAAUUUCUAAAUCAUGUUGAAGAUGGUUUGAAGGACCAUUAUGAUAUUAAGAUGCUGACAUUUUUAAUGUUGGUGAGACUGUCUACCCUUUGUCCAAGUGCAGUACUGCAGAGGUUGGACCGACUUGUUGAGCCAUUACGUGCAACAUGUACAACUAAGGUAAAGGCAAACUCAGUAAAGCAGGAGUUUGAAAAACAAGAUGAAUUAAAGCGAUCUGCCAUGAGAGCAGUAGCAGCACUGCUAACCAUUCCAGAAGCAGAGAAGAGUCCACUGAUGAGUGAAUUCCAGUCACAGAUCAGUUCUAACCCUGAGCUGGCGGCUAUCUUUGAAAGUAUCCAGAAAGAUUCAUCAUCUACUAACUUGGAAUCAAUGGACACUAGUUAGAUGUUUGUUCACCAUGGGGACCAUUACAUAUGACCAUACAAUGCACUGAAUUGACAGGUUAAUCAUAAGACAUGGAAAGAGAAGUGUCUAAAAGCUUCAAAAUGUUCCACUUUUUUUUCCUUCAUGGAGACUGUUUGUUUGGCUUUCUUCCAUUGUUGUUUUUGUAGCAUUUAUUUCAGAAAUGUGUAUUUCCAUAAUCCAGAGGUUGUAAAACCACUAGUGUUUUAGUGGUUACAGCAACAUUUGAAAUGGAAACUAAAAGUUAGGAUUUUAUGGAGUAUGGAGAUAGGGUCCAGUAUCUAUUUACCCUGUAAUGUUUAGGAUUAAAAUGUUAAAAUUUUGUGACCAUGAAUUUCUUUCUUUUAUAAAUUUUCUCAUUUAAAAAUCAAAAAUCUUGCAAAACAAAAACCAUGUUUCUUUUUCUUGUAUAACUUUUUGUUUUCAGCAACAUAAAUUGAUUUUUAGCUGGCAGACAAGAAUAUCCAUAUAAGAUUUGUUAACCAUUUCAGAGAGUUUGGCAAUUUUUAAAAGAUAAUAAGGUAUCAUUUUUAAGUAUGAAAAUUAACAAUAUCCCUGUUGCGCACACUAAUUUUGCAUGAGUAAGUUUACAAAUAUGUAUCGUCUGUAAAGCAGCAUGUGCAGAUUAUUCAUAAUAUAGAAGUUAAAAUAAGUAUUAGUGCAAUUUUCAGAUAUUUAUUUUUGCACAGAAAACACAUUAUCUGGAGAGAAAGAAAGGAGAAUUUUUGAGACUUGGGUUUUCUUAAUGCCAGUGUGAAUUUGCAGAUGUUUUCAGAAAAUCAAGUCACAGUAACAAUUUGCCACUUUUUUCUAUUAUAAAUCUUCUUACUUAAAUUUUGAAUAUUUAGUUUUUCUCAGUUACCCAUUUGUGUGUGUGUGAUUCCACUUAGAAAUUCUUAAAACCAGAUUUUUCUUUCAUUCCGUUUGGAUGUCUACAUUCCUUAUCAAAGGAUAUAAAUACUGUGUAUGCUUUUGAAUUUUAUUUUUAGGAAAAUUCUGAAGCCAGCUAUCACAGGUUUGUUAGCUAAUAAUAGUAUUUUCUUUUAGUUGAGUUAGGUUUUUCCCCAUCUCCUGUAGAGCGAAUUUACAUAUUGUAUUGGGUAAGUGUUCACUACUUUUCCUGAUUAAGGGAUCUGUGCUGGGGAACAAAGCUUUUGCAGUACCUUAUAUUGUAGUUAAAAUUUUAUUUAACAUAUCCUUCAGUGAGCUCAUUUCACACUGUAGCCUCUUCCUUAAAAUUUGUGGUGCUCCUGUAACAGUAAGAACUAAUUCUGAAAUAAAAGACAUCUCCUAAUGCUGUGCAAACAUAGUUUACAUGUAUUGAAGGAGGCAGUUGUUAAAUUGAGUGACCAAUUUAAGCAAUCAGAUAUUUGAAAACUGCACCCUUUAGUUUUGAAACUGUGAAUUAGAAACACUUUUCCUGCUGUAUUACUACCUGCUUUAACAUCCAAAUAUACAGUGAUUUUAAAUGAUAACAUACUGUGGUUAUUAGAUUAACAGCUUGAUUUUGAAUGUUCAGAUGAUAAUGCAGAAGACAUCACUUCUAGUAAGGAUUUUGACUAGUGCAUUGAUGUUGAAGUUGGUGCCAUUUCAAAAUGUGGCAGGUGAUAAUCUUUUACCAUAAUUUGCAUAAAACUGUAAUAGAAGUUUAUUUUGAGAUGUUAGUAUAUUAUGUACUAUGCAUUUCUGUGGUAUAGAUGUUGUGGAUAUAUUUAAGUAUUUGGUUACAUGGUUUUACAAUAAAUUACAAUACUGCAGGCUCUAGGACUGAACAGGAGACUGACAUGCAUAUGUUGUGUGAAUGUCUUAGUUGGGUAAAGUUAAAUCCAAAUACUUCAACUGGCUUUUUCUUCAGUUUGUUUGUUUUUAACUUUCAAGAUGCAUGUUUUGUUUUGUUUUGCUUUGUUUUUGUCUCUUAAGCCAAUUCAUUUUUCUAACAGUUGAAAUUCUUUUAGUACUAAAGAAAUAGAUACUGCUCUUUUAUGGCUUUAGUGUUUAUAUACCUGUUUAUAUGCAUACAUUAACAAAAUUAGUAACAGCAGUGCUUAGAAUUUCAAUGCUGUGUCAUACUGAUGAUUAACUCCAUACUCCUAGUGGUGAUGUGGUCCAGAUACUGGAAUGGAAGUGGCAGGAUGUGGAGUCCAGACAUAGUCUACCACUCAUGCUACUUACUAGUAAUAUUAAGGUGUUAAACUUAGGAAUUUGUCACAUGUAGGUUCCUGAGGAGAUCUAAAAGUUAAUACAAAACCAAGCUGUUUACUGAUUUUCAUGAGAACAUUUAAGUUAGUUUAGGUCUACCUGAUUUAUUUUAAAAGAAGGCAGAGGGCUGGACGCAGUGGCUUACGCCUGUAAUCCCAGCACUUUGGGAGGCCGAGGCGGGCGGAUCACGAGGUCAGGAGAUCGAGACUAUCCUGGCUAACACUGUGAAAACCCAUCUCUACUGAAAAUACAAAAAAUUAGCUGGGCGUGGUGGCAGACGCCUGUAGUCCUAGCUGCUACAGCUGAGGCAGGAGAAUGGCGUGAACCCAGGAGGCGGAGCUGGCAGUGAGCCGAGAUCACGCCACUGCACUCUGGCCUGGGCAACAGAGCGAGAGUCUGUCUCAAAAAAAAAAAAAAAAAAAAGGCAGGAAGGAAAUUUGGUAUGGCAGGGCCUAACCUAAAAGGUUAUUUAUAAAAUCAAUAGCACUGAAUGAUAAUUUUUUUAAUGACAGUCAUGUAUUUUAUUAAUGAUAUCUGAAAGCUGCUUAACCAUUAGGAAUUACAAUUCUUUAUGGUUGGAGUAUGAUGAUUUCAUCAAAUGUUUGAAUAUUUACAUAAUUUUUAUGUAACCAUAAUUAAACCAAAUUAGUCUUUUUUUCUUCAUACUUUUCUUCGGUAAAUAGUGAAGAAAUAAUGGGCAUAUCUAAUUAACCAGUUCUAGUGGGUGUUGUGAUAUCUUUAUAUCUAGUUCAGUCUCAGAUGUAUGAAUAUGAUUAUAUAGUCAUGAUUGAAGUUCAAAAUGAGGAAGUAUACAAAAUCCUCAGCCACUGAAAAAUUCAGUUAACUUGUUUAUACUCCUGUAAGCUCUAGUUAGUCACAAGACAAAGUAUAUAGUAACACUUUGUAAUGAAGUAACAUUUUCUGCCCACAUUAAUUUUACUAAAGACCUAAAUUGUUAAAAUUAAUUGCCAAUCUCUGGAUAUAUUAUGCUUAGUAAGUGUUUUGAAAUUAAAGACCUUAAACAUUUCAGCAAGUAAAUUUUGGAUUCUAGCUCUGUUUUAAAUUGAAUCCUAAUUUUCAAACCACUGCUACCCCAGAUUCAUACCUGUUUUUGAAAUCUUGUUUAUGGAAUGGAAAAUUGACAGUAUGGUAAUAGUUUAUUGACUGAUUGGACAAAGGAUAUUCUGGUUUUAACUGACUUUUCCAUUUAAAUAAAAUUCAUUUGAUAAUUUUGGUUGCAAAAGUGGAACACAGUGGAAGUAUUUGGCUACAGGCUACCCAAAUCUCAUCAGAUAAGGCUGUUUUCUUAAAGGAAAUGCAAAAUGAAAUCAUAUGUUUUCCUUUUCCAAUACAGUAAAUUGCUUGUUUUCCUAUGAAUAUCAGAAAAGAUUUUGUAAACACCUUUGCUGUAGUUUCAGGCAAGAUCUUUCAGCAACAUGUUUUUGCUCUUUGUAACUUAGAAAGUUAGCUCUGAAUCCAAAAACUACUGAAGUGAGUAAUGCAUAUAAUUUUACUUUUUUGGACCCUAUAAUGCCAGUGUGUCAGGUUUCAGAAUGAUAUUUAGUAGACAGAAAUACCUAAUUUUGUUUUGGAAUCUUAAUACCCUGUCCUCUUCAUAACUUUCUAGUGGUGAUUUUAGCAAGUUUAAUUAUUUUGCUGAGGUCUUAGAAGACAGAAAGCUUAUGCUAUGUAAAGUGACAUUGUUUCCAGAUUAGGAAGUAUUGGAAUUAAUUUGCUAUUGCCAGUAAGUAAUGGUUGAUGGAUAUUAAGUGAUUUUAGUCUAGAAUGCUCUCAAAAAAAUAGUAAAGAAUUGUACUUCAGGGCCAGAUGGCAGCUCACGCCUGUAAUCUCAGCACUUUGGGAGGCCAAGGUGGGGGAUCACUUGAAGACAGGAGUUGGAGACCAGCUCUAGGCAACAUAGUGAGACCCUGUCUCUACCAAAAAGAAGAAAAAAGAAAUCAACAACAUGCAACCAUAAGAAUGGAUGAGAUGGCCCUAAAAGAAUAAGGAUUACAUAUAAUGAGAAGACGUGUGGGCUGAAAUACCUAGUGAACAAUAUUUAAGGGAAACUGAAGUGCAAAUGGCCUCACAGGUUUGUUUUUGUGUUUAAGACAAGGUCUCACUCUGUUGCCUGGACUGGAGUACAUAGCACGAACAUGGUUUACUGCACCUCAGCUUCCUGGGCACAAGUGAUUCUCCCACCUCAGCCUCCCGAGUAGCUGGGAGUAUAGGUGUGUGCCACCACGUCCAGCUAAUUUUUUUAUUUCCUUGUGGAGAUGGGGUCUCAUGACCUUGUCCAGGAUGAUCUCAAACUCCUGGGCUCAAGCAAUCCUGUGUUGGCCUCCUAAACUGCUGAGAUUAUUGCAAGUGCCUCCUUGCCCAGCCACAUGUUGUUGAUUUCUUUUUUCUUUUUUUUUCUUUCUUAAUUUUUUUUUUUUUUUUUUUUUUUGAGAUUGAUGGAGUCUUGCUUUGUCUCCCAGGCUGGAGUGCAGUGGCGCAAUAUCGGCUCACUGCAACCUCUGCCUCCCGGGUUCUAGCUAUUCUCCUGCCUCAGCCUCCCAAGUAGCUGUGAUUACAGGCGUGUGCCACCAUGCCCAGCUAAUUUUUGUAUUUUUAGUAGAGAUGGAGUUUUGCCAUGUUGGCCAGGCUGGUUUCAAACUCCUGAUCUUAGGUGAUACACCCGCCUCGGCCUCCCAAAGUGCUGGGAUUACAGGCGUGAGCCACGUCCCCCAGCCAGUUUCUUAAUCUAUACAUCUAGCCCAGUCCAUGCCCCUGUUUCAGACUAUUAUAUCCAACCACCUGCUAUACAUCUCAUAAAGGUAUCUCAAACACAGCAUAUCUAAAGCUGAAGUCAUCAUCUUGCCCUGGUUUUUCCUGUCUCUUUGCUGAUGGCAUCCCAUUUACCCAGUCAUUCAAACUGGAAAUCUAAAAGCCUCACUUAGCAAGAGUUUGGAGGCAGAAUAUGAUAAAGAACAAGGACUCUGGGAGGCCAAGGCAGGUGGAUUGCUUGAGGUCAAGAGUUCGAGACCAGUCUGGCCAACAUGGCGAAACCCCGUCUUUGCUAAAAAAACACAAAGAAAUUAGCUAGACGUGGUGGCACAUGCCUGUAGUCCCAGCUGUGUGGGAGGCUGAGGCAGGGGAAUUGCUUGAACCUGGGAGGUGGAGGUUGCAGUGACCCAAGAUUGCAUGCACCACUGCACUCCAGCCUGGGUGACAAAGCGAGACCCUGUCUCAAAAAAAACAAGGACUCUACAGAUAGAUAGACAUCAUAUAUCAUAUUAGUUUGAAUCCUGGCUGUUAGCUGUUAGACUUGGGCAAAUAAUUUAACCUCAACUUUCCCUAUCUAUAAAAUGGGAAUUAAAAUAUUUGCACCUUAUAGGGUUAUUGUGAGGAUUAAAUAGGAACAUUGUAUAAAGCACUUAAAACAGUACCUGGGACAUACUAAGUAAUAUAAUUGUUAACUCUUACUAGCAUUCUGUCCCUUUUAUUUCCUAAAUAUCUCUCAUGCCCAUCUCCUAAAUAUCUCUUUCCUAAAUAUCUCUCAUGCUUUUGGCUUAAGACCUCUUUUCCUCCUUAUCUAUUGACUGGACUGCGGCAAAUGCCUGCUAAUCGUUAUUUUUGUGUUCAUUCAUUUAGCAAGCCAAUUUAUUACGCGCUUAGGGUGCUGCCAGGGCUACAAAAGCUGUUGAGACUGUACUUGAUAUGAAGAAGCUUGCUGAUUAUCAUGGGAAGACUGACAUAAGGAAGCACCAUAAAAUUCUGCUGUAUGAGAGGUAUACACGGGAUACUGGGGGUUAAUAAUUGAGGGUAUGGUCCAUUCAACAUGAGUGAGACAGAAACAAUUCAUAAAGGAGAUGAAAUGUCUUGAGGAAUGAGCUCUUAGAAGAAUAGUUUUCAAAUGAGUGUGCAUCACAGUCACCUGUAAGACUUAUUAAAACAGAUCGCUGGGCCCUACACCCAGAGGCUGUGGUUCAGUAGGCUGUAGUAAACCAGUAAUUUGUAUUUCUAUGACGUUCCCAGGUUCUAAUGCUGUUCCCCAAGGCCACACCUUGGAAACCACCACAUUAAAAUACCCAGAAGGCAUUAAUUCCCAGUCCUUCCUCUACACAGCUGCAAAACAAUGGUCCUGACCAUUUCAUCUUUGCACUACAUCCUUCACUGUCUCUCUUUUGCCCAUAGGAUAAGUACAAACUAGAUCUGGUUACUGCCUGCCCCACCAGCCUCAGCAUCUCUCACAACUAGGACUAACUUUUUCUUCUGACAACUAUAAAAUAUUUCCCUUGCCUUCUCAAGUUUGCUCAAGGUCAAGUUAUGCCUUUUGCCUGGAAUGACUUGACUUCUCUUUUGUUUUACUUAGCUGGCUGCUUUUCAUCUUGUAGGUUAGGUCAAGGACUCCAGGAAGUCUUCCCUGGACAAGUAAUGAAGAGGGCAUAAUCCAAGGGCCAACUCCCAUGUUUGGAACCUGACUCCAUUUUCAGGCACGUAAUAUUGUCAAAUUCCUUUUAAAAGCACCUGUCUGUCUGUUAACGUUGGUGCAGAUACUGCUAUUCCCCUCCUCCAUACCAUUGCUGAUGGUUACUGAGGGUAUGGGAAGGGCCGACUAGUCCAGCUGUUCACAAACAGCCCUUAAUGUCAAACUGAAUACUGCCAACGUAGUUCCAGUUUCUGUAUCUAAAGACUCAGCUUGGAGUCACUUGUCUGGACUAAAAGUAACCCCUCCUUGUCUGGUUUGUGACUUUCUGUACUCUGAUGCCCCCAGCUUUCUGCCUUCUAGAAAUUUGUCAGAAUUUCCAAAAUUCUUGGGCCUUCCUUCUUGCUCUAUAUAUGGUUUUGGAUUCAUUCCUUUUAAAAAAUAUUUACUGUCAUUUCAGUAGAAUUUUGACACAAUAAAUAUAAGCACAUCAGA